Myxozyma melibiosi is the source of this 3651-nucleotide messenger RNA. RefSeq lists its product as uncharacterized. The transcript has 3 exons. NCBI's taxonomy places the organism in Eukaryota, Fungi, Ascomycota, Lipomycetes, Lipomycetales, Lipomycetaceae. Gene Ontology annotation, molecular function: ATP hydrolysis activity; DNA binding; ATP binding. Gene Ontology annotation, cellular component: nucleus. Bases 201 to 3530 code for a protein of 1109 amino acids. The record is from RefSeq and is a predicted model, not a curated record.
GCUCCACCCUCUUUUCAAGCACCGACCGGCGUGUCAGCACAUUCAAAGCCUGACUUGUACUCUGAGCUGUGCUCCUGCAAUCUGGCUGCUCCAGCCUGGCUUGCUUGUCAGUGGUCUCAACACUAGGCGGCCUCGGUGACGAUUCCUGUUAACCGUGUGCUGGUGGCUAUUGUUUGCGAUUUCGGCUCGUGCCACGUACGAUGAGCUCAGGCAGCGACUCUGGUGGCGGCGAGAGACCGAGGCGGUCUGAGAAGCUGCAGCAGGGCAUUGGGAUGUUUAUCGAGGGGUUCGGACCGGCUGCUGUCUCGUCGUCGCCUCUGACGUUGCAGAAGAAGGACACGCCCAGCUCGCGACGGAAGCAGCGUGCUAUUAUCCCCGGCGACGCAUUUCAGGCAACUAGCAAAACUCAGCUGCCGACAACUAGUCCAAUAUUUGAGAGAUCGAACGCUUUUGAUAUUGUUGAGAGACAGUCUGAGCAACACCUUGAUUCGUCACCGCAGUCGGAGGCCGUCGCAGAGAGGGAUAGCAGCAACGCAUUCGCCUCUGCUGAUUUGCGCACUGCACAGUCUCGCUCGUUGAUCGUGAAGCUUCCCAUUCGAUUGACGCAGGACAACGAAAACUUGAUUCCUUCAGAAUUAUCGGAUGAUCCGGUUUCGUCCGCGUCGGAGGACGGGUCAGAUCUCGACGAGGUGAAGGUCAAAUCCGCCGAUUCCACUCAGGAUCGGAAACGCAGCAAGAACGAGAACCCAAACAGACCGCGAAAGGUUCAGCAUAAGAGAAGGAAUAUAACGAAGAGCAAGGCAGAUGGAGAGAAACCGUCUUUGGCAGAGAAAAAAUCGAGACAGGCUAACGCUGGUGUUUCGGGAAAUACCCUGUUCAAGAUGUGGAAGCGAGAGAAAGCCGACUCUGAGGAUGAUCAAGGCACAAAGGUCGUCAACUCCAGCGAUCUGACAUUGUCUGCCGAAGCCACACUAGGCGAACCGGACAUGGCUGGCCGAUCCAUCGUCAAACUCAAGGUUGACCCGCGAUUACUGCGGCGGUUCCAGACGAACGAACUCGAGCCGGCUUCAUCAUCUUCUUCACUUGACUCCACCCUUCUUCCGUGCGAGCCUUCUACUGCGAAACAAAUCUACACACCACCAGCGACAGAUGAGAGCGUUUCACCCCCUACUCCGCCGAACUCCGACGAAGACAGCAGUAAGCAGGUCUUGUCACCUAUCGUUGCCAAUCAACCGCCUUCCAAGAAGGUCGAAAAUACAAAAAAGCCUAUCUACCCUUUCUUCAUGAAGAAGAAAAAGAUGGACACUCAGGCGACUACGGAGUUAGAAUCACCAGGCGAGCAGAUGUGCUCGGAAUCUGUACCUCUGUCUCGCUCUACGUCUGCAUCAACCGUGAUCGACCUGGAUCGCACGCCGGAUACCUCAGAUCGCCCUAGAAAACCCGCAUAUCCUUUUUUCAACUCACAAUCAAAAUCAGCAAACCUUGGCUCUACCCCGGGCUCUCCAUCUCCAGCCUCCGGAUUCGCAUCGUUUCCAACGGCUAAAAAGAGGAUACCGACAGGCCAGUUACCGGCCUGGCCAAAGUUUGAUAAUCGCCAUGUUAAAGAUGCCGAAGAACUAUCAAAGAGGGAGUACACAGCAUCUGAAGUAGCGCUCAAUCUCACUACUCGUCUACCCACCCGGAAAGGCAAAAAUCGUCAGUUACAGGUGCCUCUUGAUGAAAGCAUUCUUCGAAACGUCGAUAUCUCUUUGAAUCUCAGCGCUGAUGAGGCUCUCCAUGUUCCCACCAGACACGUCGUUCCCUUCGAAGAUGUUCUCACUCUCGCGAGGAAGCAUGUCGACUUUGACAGCCAUCCUUAUCUGCAGUAUCUAUACGACAAGCGGUUACCGCACCCGACUGCUUUCGACAGAGCUCAAUACGAAGAUCAGCUGUGGAGUAGCAGCUACGCCCCGCAGCGCGCUGAACACGUUCCCGUGCGCGACGAUAGCGCAGUGCUGCUGCGGAAAUGGCUGCAGACGAGAAUCUUGACGACAGAUCGAAGUAAAACGUUGACGAUAAGCAAAAUGAAGAAAGCUGAGAAGGAGAAAAGUCGGCAGAAUGAUCUGGAGGGGUUUAUCUGUUAUUCUGAUGAAGAGGAAGGUUCGUUUACGCAAGAUCUGGAUCCGAUCUCAUCGGACGAUGAUGAUUACUCUGGAUUCAGAAACUUUGAUGGGAACUCUUCUUCGAUCGACAACUCAUCCCCCGCAAACGACAAGUCAGUUAGUGACGAUACCGAGGAAGACACAGAAGUUACAUACAUGAUCGGCGGCUACCAACGUCGCAAAAAACGAAGAUCAAGACGGACAGCCAGGGACUCGGGGCGAAAAUCGAAGCGGUGCUCUAGACUGCGGGCUAGAGAAGAGCGGCCGAGUCGUCAUUCGAACGUUGUCAUUCUGUGCGGUCCGCCGUCAAGUUUCAAAACUGCGGCUGUCUAUGCUGCGGCCAAAGAGCUCGGCAUAUUUGUGUUUGAAAUUAAUGCUGGGCAAAAAAGGAAUGGAAAGGAUAUUCUUGAUCAGGUUGGCGAAAUGAGCCAGUCGAAUCUGGUGCAUCACAAGGUAUCAGGGGACAAAGACACGCGUUAUGAGAAUGAAUGCGCUCAAAGAUCUACAUCGUCGUCUUCUGAGAGCGCAUCGCAGCCUGUAUUCCGCCAGCAAAGUAUGCUGUUGAUCGAGGACGUCGAUAUAGUCUUUGAGAGCGACAAAUCGUUUUGGUCUACGCUGAGCAAGUUUAUCGAAACCUCGAAACGGCCUGUUGUUUUGACCUGUACGGACGAACAGUAUCUCCCGCCUGAUUUGCUGGAGGCAAAUCCCGGUAGCUUGAUAUAUUUCGACCACACGAAUUCCGAGGUUUUGACUGACGUAGCUUGGUCAAUUGCCUUAUCCGAGGGACAUUUACUAAACAAGCUCGAUGUCAGAAAAGUGCUCGAGCACACAAACUUCGAUUUUCGCAGAACAUUGGUGACCCUUCAAUUCUGGUGUCAGAUGGCGGUUGGAGAUCAGCAGAAAGGGAUGAGUUGGUUCCUGGAGCACUCGAGCUCUGACGUGGCCUCUGAAUCGAAUAAGAGAAGGGUGAUUAGUGAAAACACGUUCACGAAAAAUCACUUGGAGCUCUGUUUUCCUAACGAUGGUGCGGAAGGAGUGGAGGGAUCAGACAAGAUGGGUAUUGCAUCAGAGGAACAGUCUACAAGCAAGAAGUCAGAUCUUGCAUUGUUAUCGGCUGGUUACGACUUGAUGUCUGCCGUCGAUAUUUGGAAGCAUCACAGCCAUACUCUCCUGGAAGUUCCAGCUUUUCUUGAGAGCGACGAAGAUUCAGCAAGCUCUAGGCCUGCUGUGCCUGAUGGUGAAGCAAUGGUCGGUUUCCCAAUUGUAUCGCACAAGCUACAAAAUGCGACCGCGCCAAUUGCGUUCGAGUUGGAGAUGAUAGAGCCAUCCAGGGUUUUAUGGAAAGAGACGUUAGUCAGGAACGGACUCGGUGUACAUUAUUACGGGUAGAUACAAUAAAAUAAUGCUGGAUAAUGCAUAUGAUAACAUGCCGGAUUUGAAACUCCUACUAGUAUUUACAAAUCACCUGAACUACUCCCCAUGUGACAUUUCCUGCUCGAAGUCCCUCAAA